Molecule: messenger RNA, 558 nt
Organism: Lasiodiplodia theobromae
Lineage: Eukaryota; Fungi; Ascomycota; Dothideomycetes; Botryosphaeriales; Botryosphaeriaceae
Product: Aldehyde dehydrogenase
Exons: 1
Coding region: 1-558 (185 amino acids)
Source: RefSeq, a predicted model, not a curated record
AUGCACCUUCGCUUGGGCCUUCUGUCCCUUUUGGCCUCUGUUUCGUUCGCCCGCAACCUCCACAACAAUAAUUUGCUCCACCGCCGUGACGACUCCACUACCUCCUCGGCUCGUGGCUCCAUCUCGGCUGUUCCGCCCAAUGUCGUGACCUUGACUGGUCACUCGACCGCAUCCGCGACCGAUCUCGCGCCCGUCGACGACACCACCGUCCUAACCACCGUCGUCAACGGCCACACGACCCGCGUCACUCUCAUUCCCACCGCCGCCGCCUCGUCCGACGGCAUCGUCAUCCUGACCGGCACGGGCAAGACAGCGUCGGCGACGACUGUGACCGAGUCUGCCAGUCGCAACGGCACCACCUCGCACAUGACCAUGCAGACGUCAACUUCCCGUGCGCUGACGACGACGGAGAGGGCUGCUGUCACCGACUCCAGCGCUAGUCAGACCGAGUCGGCUGCGGCGAGCAGUACGGCCGCUGCGGUGCCGGCGGCGACGGCGGCAUUGGGGUGGGCCGGCCUGAUCGGAGUGGGUGCGGGUGCGAUGAUGGGGUUGCUUUGA